AAUGGGCUUCUAUGUAGGCGUUUCCUUACUCCACUACAUGGCGCCACACGGAGAAGGCAAACCUUGACAUAACUGGGUCAUCGCUUCUAACAAACACAAAAUACUAAAAUGCAGGCGGCUAUGGAUAUCACGGCAAAGUACUGCCACAAAGAGAUGGACGCCUAUGGUUCAUGUGUGGCUUCCAAUCCAUCAACAUGGCAGGAGAAGUGUCACGAACUGAAGAUGAAGGUUGCACAAUGCACAUCAUCACACCCGGUGAUCCAGAAGAUCAGACAAGACUGUUCCAAGCAAUUUGUGGAGUUCGAGAAGUGUCUGAUGGAAAACCAGGGUACGCCUGCCUCUUGUUCGGCGCACGUGACUCGCUUUCUUGGCUGUGCCGAGACGGUGGAUCUCAGUGGAGUGGAGACAAAUCCAGUACCUGUGCCAUCGUAGCGCUCAACCAUUUCAACCCUUAUCCUAAAGCGAAGAUUCUCCUACCUGUUCUGUUUUUGUCAACUUUACAUAUUGUGAUUAUUUCCUAUUUUCAAAUCAAGUGUUACUUUUGCCUAAUCACGGAUAUAUCCCUAGAUCGUAUUUCAUUAAAAGUAACGUAUGUCUUACUCAA
Molecule: messenger RNA, 604 nt
Organism: Syngnathus acus (greater pipefish)
Lineage: Eukaryota; Metazoa; Chordata; Actinopteri; Syngnathiformes; Syngnathidae
Product: coiled-coil-helix-coiled-coil-helix domain-containing protein 5
Exons: 4
Coding region: 109-432 (107 amino acids)
Source: RefSeq, a predicted model, not a curated record